Molecule: messenger RNA, 341 nt
Organism: Sipha flava (yellow sugarcane aphid)
Lineage: Eukaryota; Metazoa; Arthropoda; Insecta; Hemiptera; Aphididae
Source: RefSeq, a predicted model, not a curated record
UUUUACGAACCUUUUGGUAAAAUCGCUCCAGGAAUUUAAAUGUAUGUUACCUACUAUGAUGUUCGGUAUUGCUAUGCCUGCAAAAGCAAAUAUCAUUAUUAAUAGUUACAAUCUCACAUAUCUAAAUAAUUAUGUCGACUUCUACUUACUUAAAGCUACGGACCCUACUGGAUGUAUGUAUAAAAAGCAUCAAGACGAAAUGGACAUUAUGAUGCUGCCAAAUGCUAUAGUAGGGAAAUACACAAUUAAAUAACGUAUUUCAUUGGUCCCAUGUUUUUAGGGGGCGGAAAAUUAAUUCAAAUAUUACCAUAAAUGGGUAUUACACAUCAAUAAAAGUGAUA